This is a messenger RNA of Suillus subalutaceus, 885 nucleotides long. RefSeq lists its product as uncharacterized. The coding region runs from base 1 to 885 and encodes 294 amino acids. NCBI's taxonomy places the organism in Eukaryota, Fungi, Basidiomycota, Agaricomycetes, Boletales, Suillaceae. The record is from RefSeq and is a predicted model, not a curated record. The transcript has 4 exons.
AUGCCCUGCAAAUCCAAAAGACAGCUGAUAGUGAACAAUACAUUUAAGUUGGACACACAUCCAGUCCAGGCAACAUCAGUCAAUGACGAACAGACACGCAAGAAACAUGAGCUGGAUGUUGCAGUAGGAAAGGCAAGAAUUGGGGUCAGCAGGAUCAAUAUUCUGGAGAUCGCAAAUGAGUUGCGUUUCGGCACUUAUAAUGACAGGCCCCAGAAUUCGAGUGAGGUCAACAAGAUGAUCACAUUGUUCGAGAAGCACGGAUGGCAGUGGUACAAGGAGAGCAAUGCACUAGCGAUUGUCAUUGAACCGAGCCAUCUGUGCCCUGGACAGAAGUUGGAUGGGAACUGGAGUGAACCAGAGAGUUUGGAGGAGGUGAAGUUUGUGGAUAGGAAGCCGCUGAUACUUGCCUAUGGGCAGUACCAUGUUGCCGCACUGAAAAAGAUGGCACAGACGUUAAUCAAUGAAGAAGCCAUGCUGGAGAAGUGGAUGGCACGCAUCAAGGCGAUGAAGGAUCCGAGCAAUGAUUCAGUGGCAGAGCACAAGGAGCGCCGAACAUGUCUUGCUGCAGUGAAAGGCGAACUCCAAGAUCUUGGAAACUGGGCCGUUGUCCUAUAUGACAAAGUGGCGAGGUUGCACAUCCAGAACUGGAUCUGGAUGCGCAAAGAUAUACAACCCCAGAUGUGGAGACGAUGGGUGAUAUAUGAUGCUGAUAACUUACUAGAUGUCAUCGACGGCGGCAAAGCUGGACUUGGCUCGCAUUUGAGUCAAAAUCAAAUCUUGCACAUCUACGCUGAGAUGCAGGAGGAGGAACUUGUGUUGAAGUUGCGUGACUUUUAUGAUGUCUACCUGGAGGAGGGAGAAGAAGCUGCCCUCGAGCUGAUUUAA